AUGGAUCCAUUCUUAGAGAAAGACAUAAGCCGCACUGAAGUCUGUCGCAACCUAAGAAGCAGUAAAUGUGCUAAAGCCCCUGGACCUGACGGUAUCGCCAACGAGUUUCUCAAGCAUCUUCCCCCGGACUGGGUCCAGAAUCUAACAAAGAUGCUGAACAAUGCUUGGAAGGAGAAGAAUGUUCCUGACUGCUGGCCCAAGGCUGCGCUGUCCAUGCUCUUCAAGAAAGGAGAUCCUGCUGACCCGAUGUGUUACCGAGGUAUAGCUCUCAUUAAUAACAUCCUCAAAAUGUACACGGGAAUUUUGCACUCCCAUCUUGAAGCCUGGAUGGCAUCCCGCAAUAUUCUCCCUGAAGAGCAGGCUGGCGUUCGUCGUGGUAGAGGCUGCAUUGACCAAACAUUCUCCCUCGUCACCGCCGUACAAACAAAACUGAGAUUGACAGGUAACACAAUUUAUUGCAUCUUCAUUGAUUUUAGGAGAGCGUUUGAUUUAGUCCCUCAUCAACUGCUAUGGGAAAAGCUGGGCAAAUUGGGUGUGAGUGGGAAGACCCUUAGAGUCUUUCGCAACAUUUACGAUAAUGCUUCGGUCAAGGUGCGCCUUGGCAUGGACUACACGGAGGACUUUGAGGUGACUGAAGGGACCUUGCAGGGUGACAAACUGAGCCCUCUGCUCUUCAUCGCCUACAUCGCGGAUUUCAUCGAAUUCCUAGAGAGAAAAAACAUUCAAUGUCUCGACAUAGGUGGUAAAAGUCUCAGAGCCCUCCUCUACGCCGACGACACAGUGGUCCUUGCAAGAUCCUUGACCGACGCCCGUUAUAUCCUGAAAUGCCUCCCCGAAUACUUCGACGCCAAUGGUCUGGUAGUUCACACGGGUAAAACGGAGGUUUUGGUUUGUCGCCCGUCUGGUAGGGUGAGAGCGCAUGAAAAGUCUGCUUUCUUCUACAAAGAUCAACUCGUUAAGACAGUUGAGCAAUGCACGUACCUCGGCACGGUCUUGGAUGGCGCAAUGUCUGGUAAUCAGGGAGCUAUCUCUGCCAUGCAGAAAGCUAGAAUAGCCAUCGCCACUGCCAACUCAAUUCUCCGCCGCACCAAAGCCGAGGACUGGCACUCCAGGAUCAAACUAUUCGAUAGCCUCGUGUCUUACACUCUGCUAUAUGGAAUCCAGACCUGGGGCCCUGACCAUCUUAAUGAAAUAGAAAAGAUACAGACAGACUAUUUUAAACGCAUCUUUCUUCUCCCCAGCAAUACCCCGGGCUACCAUAUCAGGCUUAAACUGGGCAUUCAACACCUUGCCCUUCGGGCUUUGAAUUUCAUCUGGGACUGGAUCUGUAAGGUCCUGAAAAUGAACCAUGAGAGAUGGCCCUAUAUCUGUCUGAUGGAAACGAUUCGACUCUCUCGGUCUCCAGCCUGCAUAGCAAAAUUCAAUUGGGUCUCUAGAGUGAGCGACAUCUUCGCCUCGGUUGGUCUCCCCUCAAUGUUUGACCACCUGGACUUAGCCUUCUGGAUGGAACGGAGACAGACCUUCAUCGAAGCCCUAGAGUCGAAACUGAGAGCCACUUAUUACGCUAGCUUACUAUGCUCGAGCUCGUCACAGGUUCAACUAAUCAGGAGCCCCUCAGAUGUCACUGCCAACUACUUACGCUUCAGAGGAGGGAUCCACGCCACACGAGUCGCCAUCCAGCUUAGACUCGCUAAUGUUUAUGUAUGUGGAGUUGUUUGCAACGGCCUAACAUACAAGCUGACAACUGGAUCUCCCUGUCGCCAUUGUGACCUGAAUUCGCUGGAAACGUUGGAACACUUUCUACUGGUUUGUCCGGCAUAA
Diachasma alloeum is the source of this 1821-nucleotide messenger RNA. RefSeq lists its product as uncharacterized. The transcript has a single exon. The record is from RefSeq and is a predicted model, not a curated record. Lineage: Eukaryota; Metazoa; Arthropoda; Insecta; Hymenoptera; Braconidae. The coding region runs from base 1 to 1821 and encodes 606 amino acids.